Pocillopora verrucosa is the source of this 1103-nucleotide messenger RNA. Its product is annotated as microsomal glutathione S-transferase 1. The record is from RefSeq and is a predicted model, not a curated record. NCBI's taxonomy places the organism in Eukaryota, Metazoa, Cnidaria, Anthozoa, Scleractinia, Pocilloporidae. Gene Ontology annotation, cellular component: membrane.
UGCGUGAUCGCGUGAUUUGUGGAAGAGUUACGAAACUCAUUUACAACCGCGAUAAUUAUCGAACACGGCGAUUUUGACAGUCGGGAAAUGGUAACGCUUUCGGUGGAUGAUCAUUUCCUAUCGGCUUACCUUUUUUAUGGCGCCAUACUAAUGCUUAAGACUUGGGUAAUGUCCUUUGUAACCGCGAGGCAUCGUAUUGCGAACAAGGCGUUUCCAAGUCCAGAGGAUUAUAGGCGCAGACCCGUCCCAAUAAAUGCUGAUGUGGAAAGAGUGAGAAGAGCUCAUCUUAAUGAUCUGGAGAACAUUCCAAUAUUCAUGAUCACAGCGUGGUUGUACAUGUUUUCUGGCAUGCCAGUCUCGUGGGGAAUUUGGUGCUUACGGGUCUUCACGGCCGCCAGGGUCUUUCACACCAUAGUUUAUUUGAACGCCUUCAGCUACCCAAGGGCUGUGAGUUUCGCGGUUGGUGCAUGUUGCACAGCGUUUAUGGCCAUUUGCGUGUUAUAUUCUGUAAUUUGAGCCGUUGAGAAUGACGUCUAAAAUAGUUGAAACUGCCAGAUUUGAAUAUUAAAUUCGGUGUAAAAAUCACAGCCUUCUUCGCAAACCCUUAUCAGUUAUUGGCGUUGUUUUCAACCUAGGAGCGCUAAGAUAAGUAGGCAGACAGCAAUAACAAUAACGAUGACGACGUCAACAAAUAUCGCGUUCGACGAUGGCGUUGACGAAAAAGAUGACGAUUAACAACAGUGACGAUGACGAUGACGAUGACGAUGACGAUGACGAUGACGAUGACGAUGACGAUGACGAUGACGAUGACGAUGACGAUGACGAUGACGAUGACGAUGACGAUGACGAUGACGAUGGCGAUGACGACGACGACGACGACGAUGACGACGUUGACCUUGAUGUUUGAUUACAAAAUUCCUGACAUAGUAUUAUACAUUGGGAAGAUAUGUGCGGUCUUGCCUUUCUAAGCAUUAUAUAAACAAUUUUGUUCACUGAAUCAGCACAUCGAGGGAGAGAGUCUGGUGGUUCUGCUGUGCGUUUGAUUAGAUUCUGACUCGUGAUAAGUUGUUCCGUGAUAUUAAAGAUAAUUCGAUUUUUUGCAA